Arxiozyma heterogenica is the source of this 1452-nucleotide messenger RNA. RefSeq lists its product as uncharacterized. The transcript has a single exon. Gene Ontology annotation, biological process: amino acid transmembrane transport. Lineage: Eukaryota; Fungi; Ascomycota; Saccharomycetes; Saccharomycetales; Saccharomycetaceae. The record is from RefSeq and is a predicted model, not a curated record. Bases 1 to 1452 code for a protein of 483 amino acids. Gene Ontology annotation, cellular component: fungal-type vacuole membrane. Gene Ontology annotation, molecular function: L-amino acid transmembrane transporter activity.
AUGGUUGCUACGAUCAAAUCUGGUAUAAUCACUUUGCUCCAUACAGCCUGUGGUGCAGGUAUAUUGGCUAUGCCAUUUGCUUUUAAACCAUUUGGUCUACUUUUUGGUAUCUUGAUCAUUACAUUUUGUGGUUGCUGUGCUUUACUAGGACUUCUAUUGCAAACAAGAGUUGUCAAAUAUAUCCCCCAAAAUUCGAAUGCAUCUUUUUUUGUUCUUGCAAAUCAAAUCAACCCUAAUCUAAGUGUAAUAUUUGAUAUAGCCAUUGCUGUUAAAUGCUUUGGUGUAGGCGUCUCUUAUUUAAUUGUUAUUGGUGAUUUAAUGCCACAAAUACUAAAUGUUUUUACUGAAAAUUCUUGGCUACUGAAUAGAAACUUCCACAUUACCAUGAUGAUGUUGUUUAUUGUGACGCCACUAUGCUUUAUGAAAAGAUUAAAUUCUCUAAGACAUGCAUCCAUGAUCGCUAUUUCUUCAGUGGUUUAUCUCUGUCUUUUAGUCAUCAUACAUUUUAUUUUACCAUCAAAUGAUAUUGAAGGUUUGAAAGGUAAAGUAUCCUGGUGGUUUCCUAAGAAUGAACCUUCACCAUUGACUACGUUACCAAUUUUUGUUUUUGCUUAUACAUGCCACCAUAACAUGUUUUCGGUCAUUAAUGAACAACCAAAGAAAAAUUUCUCUAAUACAAGAUGCAUAGCUAUCUACUCCAUUUUACUGGCGUUUUUAUUGUAUAUUGUAAUUGGUGGCUCAGGAUAUUUAACAUUUGGUGACAAUAUCACUGGAAAUAUCAUCAUGUUAUACCCACAGAGUAUAUCAAGUACCAUUGGAAGAAUGGCUAUUGUCUUAUUAGUUAUGCUAGCCUUUCCUUUACAAUGCCAUCCUGCCAGAGCUUCUAUUCAUCACACUAUACAUUUUUUUGAAACAAGAUAUAGAAACAAAGGUAACAAAACUAAUAAUUCCAAUGAAAUGGAUAUCUCCGGUAAUUUCGCUGUUACAACUAGCACCAUUAGUAUCGUUGACAAUACUUUUAAUAACAGCACUACCGCACUCAUCCCCCAAAUAUCUGUAACAGAAGAUGCUACACUAAUAGUUGCAGAAGAAUUAAUUGAAGAAAACUCUCCAAAACAACCAGAAAUAGUUCCUUUAAAAGGUAAAAGAUUCAUCAUAAUUACUACUUGCAUUCUUGUAUGUUCAUAUCUGCUAGCUAUAUCAGUUCAUUCCUUAGCUUUUAUGUUAUCUCUUGUAGGUGCAACUGGUUCUACUUCAAUCUCAUUUAUUUUACCCGGUAUCUUUGGUUAUAAGUUAAUCGGAUCCGAAUAUACUGCUGCUUCGAAUUCAACUAUGACCAUGCCAAAAAAAACCAAACUUUUUAAGUUUUUCGGAUUAUGCUUGACACUUUGGGGUGUAAUAAUAAUGAUCACUUCACUAUUUGCAACGUUAACUGUAGGACCAUCUCAUUAA